Cadophora gregata is the source of this 162-nucleotide messenger RNA. RefSeq lists its product as uncharacterized. The record is from RefSeq and is a predicted model, not a curated record. NCBI's taxonomy places the organism in Eukaryota, Fungi, Ascomycota, Leotiomycetes, Helotiales, Ploettnerulaceae. The transcript has a single exon. The coding region runs from base 1 to 162 and encodes 53 amino acids.
AUGCUGGAAGCUGCUCUCACAGAUGUAGGUAUCACCUUCACGACAUUGAGCGAUCCCAAGAACGCAUCUAGGAACCUGAAGAAGUUCCAGGACGACAAGUGCACCAAGGCUCUCCUUAUGCUGACUGGUGAUGAGACUGCUUCGGGAAGGAAAUAUUCAUGA